AUGGCCACCUUCCGAUUCUUCGACAUCUACUCGUCCACCGUCCAGGCCCAUGUCAAGACCGACAAGGACAUCUCCGAGGACCUGUAUAAACACACCAACCCCAGAACCCUCGACGUCUACGCAGACCUUGUCCUCGUCUUCAAGUACAAGCAACCCAGCCUCAAGGAGGCCACUGUCUCUAAGCCAGAGUACGAGCAAAAGACCCUUGCUGCUUAUCAGGAAGUGCUGAUCAGCCUUACACGCGUUGGACUCCAAUACGAGACUCGGCCCAGUGGAAGCGACACUCUUUUCAUCUUUAUCCUCUGCCCGUGGGCUGUUCUGAAACGCGAGGCCACUCGUGCCAGCAUCAAUGACUGGCUGGCUGGAGUCAAAGUCGCCGAUACGAGCGAGACAGAGCAGUUGCUUCAGCCGGCAAAGGAGCGCGACCAGUCGCUGGAUGAACUCUCAGAGUCGGAUCGCCUUCGCUUAAUCUCGGACCUUAUCACCAAUUUGCAUAGCGAGGGAGGCGCUGGUAUCCAUCCUAGCCAUCACGAUUAUGUCGAUAGCAUCCUCCCUUUGCAUGACAAGGCUUUCAACAAGUCGUGGCUCAAGUCGUGGUCAAAGAAGGUGAUUGUGAACGAGCAGGAUCUGUCGCGUGUCCGGGAUCACUUUGGCGAAAAGGUCGCUUAUUACUUUGAGUUCCUCCAGUACUACUUCCAAUGGCUCACUGUCCCCACCGCCCUCGGAAUCCUCGUCCACUUCUUCGGAACCUCCUUCUCAAUCUUCUACGGAGUCUUUGUUAUCAUCUGGGCCGCCUUCUUCACCGAAACCUGGAAGCGUCGCGAAAAGGAAUUGGCGCUCUUGUGGAAGGUCCAAAAUGUCUCCAAGACCGAGCAGAGACGACCUUCGUUCAAGGGAACCAUGGCAACAGAUCCCGUCACUGGAGAGAUGGUCCCCUUCUUUUCUCCCUGGAAGCGAUGGACCCGCAAGUUGCUCGGUAUCCCCGUUGUCCUCGGAGGCGCCCUUGCUUUGACUACCGUAAUCAGCGCUGUCUUUGGAAUUGAGGUCUUCUUGACCAACUAUUACGACGGCUACUUGAAGGAGUAUUUGAUAUAUGCACCCAUGGUCUUAUAUUCUCUUGCUAUCCCUAACGUUGCAGCGAUCUGCAAGUCUGUUUCGUACCGCCUGACCGAGUACGAGAACUACGAGACUCGUGGCAGCCACGAGUACCACCUUAUGCAGAAGGUGUUCAUUUUCAACGCCCUGACCAGCUACAUGUCGAUCCUGUUGACGGCCUAUGUCUAUAUCCCCUACGGCCCUCAAGUCAUCUCAACUUUCCAGGCUCAUGGAAUUUCCUUCUCUUCAGCCACAAUCGACCCUCACAUGCUCCAGACCCGGUUGAAGGCCUUUAUGAUCACCACUCAGGCCAUUAGCUUUGCGACCGAGACCAUCGUUCCUUGGUUGACUAGACGUGCCAAGGUCGGGGCUGUCAAGAUCCAGAAGGAGGUGGCAGAAAAGUUGCAUCGCGAUACACAUGAGGAUGGUUCCUUGACCGUCCUCGAGGAUUCCGAAGAUGCCAAGAAGUUUUUGAAGCGUGUCCAGAAGCAGGCUGACUUGCCCGAGUACGACAUCAAUGAGGACUAUGCCGAGAUGGUUUUACAGUUUGGAUAUGUAUCGUUGUUCAGUGUUAUUUGGCCAUUGACGGGUCUCUGCGCUCUUGUCAACAACUGGGUCGAGUUGAGAUCAGAUGCUGCCAAGAUCAGCUACAACGCCCGUCGUCCCAUCCCCUCCCGUACCGACACCAUUGGGCCUUGGUUGGAUAACCUCCAGCACAUUGCCUGGUUCUCGUCCUUGACCAACGCCUCGAUCCUUUACUUGUUCCAUGGCACCAUCGACUCUGCUGACAACCAUGGACCUCGUUUGGGACUCGGUAUGCUUCUAUUCACGCUUUUGGUCUCGGAGCACGCUUACCUCGCGUUGAGGAUGGUUGUUGGAUUGGUUUUGGACAGUAUCCCUACUGAGGCUGAGCUCGAUGUUCGUCGGAGGGAGUUUGGUGUUAAGCGCAGCUGGUUGUCGCGUCUUGGUGAUGCGAUUGGGAUCAACUCUGUGGGUGGUGUCAGUGGGUUGGCGAAGCGGGCGGACGAGACUGUUGAUCUGAGCGCGCAGUUGGAGAAUGAUUUUGGUGUUCAGGCCAUCCGCUCCAACCUCAAGACAAAUUAA
Molecule: messenger RNA, 2199 nt
Organism: Linnemannia hyalina
Lineage: Eukaryota; Fungi; Mortierellomycota; Mortierellomycetes; Mortierellales; Mortierellaceae
Source: the annotation of a GenBank genome assembly